Molecule: messenger RNA, 2427 nt
Organism: Lutzomyia longipalpis
Lineage: Eukaryota; Metazoa; Arthropoda; Insecta; Diptera; Psychodidae
Product: excitatory amino acid transporter 3-like
Exons: 2
Coding region: 280-1680 (466 amino acids)
Biological process (GO): L-glutamate transmembrane transport
Cellular component (GO): plasma membrane
Molecular function (GO): neutral L-amino acid transmembrane transporter activity; L-glutamate transmembrane transporter activity; glutamate:sodium symporter activity
Source: RefSeq, a predicted model, not a curated record
UCACGAGAAUUUUUAUUCUGGGUUUUUUUUUAUCAUAAAUUGAAACUCAAAAUGACCUGGAAUUACACAGAUAUGGACGAACAAGAGGAGUUUCCUUGUAUUGUAUUAAAUUUUUAUUUACUCACAAGUAAACCAUAUGGCAUGAGUUUAAUGACAAUGUGCUCCAGAGAAGAGGAACUGAGUUUGGGGGCUUCAGUUGAGUGGCGCUCUCUUAUCAGACAAGACACGAUUACCAAAAAAAAAUUCUAAGUCAUACCACGCAGGUGAAAAAAAAUUGCAAUGCAAGGAAGAGUGCUAAGUUGGGUAAAGGAGAACCUUUUGGGGUUCUUGACGGUGAUUGGAGUGAUUGUGGGUGUUGUAGCUGGGAUUGUCCUGCAGGAAACAACAUCAGGAACAUGGACAUCGCGAAAUGUGAUGUACAUGCAAUUUAUUGGAGAUUUGUAUCUCCAAAUGCUACGUGGUUUGGUCCUGCCGUUGAUUGUUUCGUCCUUAGUGGCUGCAGUCAGCAGCAUGGAUAUAUCAACGUCCGGACGAAUAGGUGGUUUAGGGAUGUGCUACUACCUCGCGACUACAGUUCUAGCUGUUAUUUUUGGUGUUAUCCUGGCGAUCGUAGUGAAGCCAGGAGUUAAUCGAAGUGUUGAUAGUGAGAUUGACACAUUCGUAAAGCGCAACGUUACAACCGUUGAUACUCUGCUUGAUCUAGUUCGCAACCUUUUCCCACCAAACUACGUACAGGCUACACUUCAGCAAUACCAAACUGAAUUAAUUCCACCACAUGAGAGUAAUUUGGAUGCCAUGGAUAAUAUUAAUUUAUGGAAGGUAGAUGGUAGCUUUGUGGAUGGUUCAAAUAUUCUCGGACUCGUUGUGGGAUCCAUUAUCUUUGGCAUUGCCUUGAGUUUGAAAAAGAAAGCAGCCCCGACGCUCUAUAAAUUAUUUCAAGAGCUAAACCAAAUUAUCAUGACGAUAACUCUCUGGGUCAUCUGGUUGACGCCAAUUGGUGUCCUCUUCAUAAUCUGUGCGAAAUUCGUGGAGUCCGACAAUAUGGAUGUCUUUAUCCGUCUCGGGAUCUACUUUCUCACCGUCGUCUGUGGGAUGCUCUUCUAUGGAUUUGCCAUUCUCCCGCUCAUCUACUUCCUCCUAACACGGAAAAAUCCUUACAUUCUCGUUCGUGACAUGGGUCAAGCCAUUGCGACGGCAUUUGGGACAGCUUCCAGUUCAGCUACAAUCCCCGUGACAUUGCAGUGCUUGGAGAAUAAUCAUGGACUCGAUUCACGCGUCACGAGAUUCAUGAUACCAAUAGGUGCAAUGAUAAAUAUGAAUGGUACAGCUGUCUACGAGGCUGCAGCUGUAAUCUUCAUUGCUCAGCUGCGGGAUAUGCCUCUAACUUUUGUCGAUUACCUUGCCAUCAGUCUCACCGCCACGGCAGCCAGUAUUGGUGCAGCCGCCAUCCCACAGGCUGCUCUUGUGGCCAUGGUGGUUGUCCUCGAGGUUGUGGGUCUUCCUCCAGAGGACAUCAGCAUUGUCCUCGCCGUAGAUUGGCUCCUUGGACGCUUCAGAACAGUCGCAAAUAUCAUGGGUGACUCCUAUGGUGCCGGAAUUAUUGAGCAUCACUGCAAAAAGUUGCUAGAAAAGCUAAAUGAUCGUCAGCAAUCAGAUACAACAAUAGAAGAUUCAGUUUAACUUUUUGUGUCGUGAAAUGAAGAAAAAAAGUAAUGUUUGUGGCGUCACUAUUGCUCUAACAUAAUGUACAUAGAUUUAAGCAAAAAACUCUGCAAUAUUCAGCAAUUUAAAUUAAUUUAAAGAGGUGUUAUUGUUAGAUUGACAAAAAAAUUGGAAGAAAAAAAACAUGAUAAAACAGAUGCUAAAAUUUUAUUAUGUAUGGUACUUUCAUGGUCAUUAUCAAGAUCAUUAUUCUUUGUAAGGUAAUUUGAAAUUCUUAAUUUUAUAACAAGAAAAUAACUUUUUUUAUAUUUUCUACUAAAACUGAAGUAAUUUGAGGAUAUUUUUAAAAGAUUAAAGUCUACAUACACAAUUAAAACAAAAAGAUAAAAAAAUAGAAGUUUUUAAGAUUUUAUUCUUGAAUUAAAAUAAAAUUGAUCAAAUGUGAAAAUAAGCUAAUACCCUACCUCAAAAAUUUACCGCAUAAGACUGAAACAAUUUCAAUCACUCUUAACACCAAUAAUUAGAGAAAUUUGUUGGCGUUUGAAGUAUAAAGGGAAAAUGUUCGAAAAUUUAAAGAAUGUAUUGCCAAAAUGGCUUCAAAGAACGUGGCAAGUCUAAAUGGAAACCACAGGCCAAAUCAUUUUUCUUUUUUGUUAAAGCUCUUUUAUAUGAGUUCCUCCAGUCAAUUUUAUUUAGUUUUCAGCAUAAAUUUAAGUUAUAUAUUGUCCAAUAUAAUUAAGUUGUGUACUUUUCCAUGGAGUAUGC